GGUGACGUUUGGUUUUCGCAGAUGGUACGACUUUUGUCCGAAGAAAAACAUGUUUCGUACUCUGGAAACAAAUACAUUUUAAGUCCAGUUUCUUCUCUAAAUUAGUUUAAUCUUAUGUGAUAUAAAUAAGUGUUAACGUAAUAUUUCUAAGUACCUAUAGUUUUUUUUAUAUCACGUCGAGACAGCCAUGGAUCCUUUUAUUAUUGCAGCAAUAAUAAGUGCAAUUGUUAUAGUUUUGCUAUCAAUUGCAUUCCUGCGGGUGGGAUCGCAAAUCAAACCACAAGGUGGAGCAAGACCUCGAGCUGUAGUUCAGAGAGAUGGAGGCCCAGGAAGAGUACAAGCUGUUCGAAAUCAAAGAGCACGGAUGAGAGCAAAUGCAGCCCGACACCAAGCUGCUGCCCUCGAGGAGGAACCAGAUGUAGUAGAUGAAGUUGAAGAAGAUAAUCCUACUGAGACCCAAAAAGUAGAAUUUGAUGACAAAAUGGGUGCUAAGAAAAGGGCGAAACUGGAAGCCAAAAUGGAGAAAAAGAAGGCAAGAGAAGCAGAAGAACAAAUGAGAGAGAUCAAAAAGAAGAAAGAUGAGGAAUUAGAACAAGAAAGGAAAAAGAUUGAAGAAAAACAGGAGGAAGAAGAACGCCAGAGAGAGGAAGCUGAACGGAAAGCAGAAGAAGAACGCAAAAGACGCGAACAAGAAGAAUAUGAAGCCAUGAAAGCAGCAUUCACUGUGGAAGGCGAGGGUUUUGAUGAAAAUGAUGAACAGGAUAAAGAGAACUUGCUUAAAGACUUCAUAGACUACAUUAAGGCCCAAAAGGUAGUUCUGCUUGAAGAUCUGGCUGCCCAUUUCAAACUGAAGACACAAGCUGCAAUUGACAGGAUAACAGAAUUGCAAUCAUCUGGUGAACUUACUGGUGUUAUUGAUGACAGGGGAAAAUUCAUUUACAUAUCACAGAAAGAGCUUGAAGAUGUUGCUAAAUUCAUCAGACAAAGGGGCAGAGUAUCCAUCACAGAUUUAGCUGAAUCUAGUAAUGAUUUGAUUAAUUUAAAUCCUGUAACUGUACCCUAGUCCUGCCGCUAGCAAAUAGUAACUUUUUAAGUUUUCAUUAUGUUUGUACUCAUGUCGUUAUAUAGAGUAAAAAAAGAUAUGUACAUGUUAAUACAAAUAUUUAUUUUUAAAAUGAAAGAAUGAGACACAAUUAAUCAAUUAUUUCAUAUCCAAACAUAUCUCUUCCUUUUUCAAUUAAUAUUAGGGACGAUUCCUUAAUCCUGUCCAAAAAUUCCAUCAUUUUGCUCUUAGUAAACACCUGGUACAAACAUCUAUUCUCUGCAGCAAUAAGGUCGCAUAACUUCAGAGCUUCUUUAUGAUUCUCAAUAUCAUCAGUACUUUGCAAUAUCUUUAAAAUCAAAAUAACAAUUUCAGGAAGACAAAGACGUCUCAAAGUCUCCAAUUGUUUAGUUCUUUCUUGUUUUUCAUCAUCACUGAACUUUUCUGAAGUAGUACUAUCAUUUUCAUCUUGAAGCCAUCCACCAGGGAAUAAUAACACAUUGUACAGCAAAUCUUUUGUGUGUUUUGCCUGAUGUUGUACAGCAUUCAGCCAACGAGAUUUUUGUUGUUCCACUUGAGCACAUCUUUGUUCAUGAUGCACUUUAUCAGAAAAUGAUGCAUCUGGAGGAAGUGGUUCUACAUCUUUAGGUUGACCGCUAAUAAAAUGUCUGUACCAAGUAGCAAAUCCUUCUAGUGCUUCCAAGUAUGCCUUCAAACAAAGAUGUUCUCUCAAUUCUGCUGAGCUUGUAGGAAUUUUAUUUAAAAAAUCAGGGAACAUUUUGUUCACAUUAACAACACAAGCCAAAGCAGCAUCUGUAUUUCCAAUGAAAAUGAAAGUUCUAAUCAUGGCAUUACUAAGCCACAAGGCUUCUUCAACUUGAUUUGAUAUAAGAGAUAACCACUCAAGGGAUGAUAUUACUUUUUGAAUCAAGGUCUUAUCCUUUUCAACAGCUGUGGUUUGAGUGAAAGUCAAAUCCAGAUUACCAUACCCUUGUUGAAUAUCUGUGAUUGCUUUUUUUAUGGCAACCCUAGCAGAAGCACCAACAUCAAUGCCAGCAUUGAGCCCUGCUUUAACAACUCCCUCUCUGUAUUCGCUUUUGUGGACAUGAUCCAUCAGUUCUGCAUAAAGUGCUAUCUGUCUGGUAACAGGAACUGUAGAAGUGUAAUAUGCAAUGAGCUCUGGACAUUCCACUGAACCAUUAAUUAAUUUACUCACAAGUUCAGUAACAUAUUUCUCUAGAAUUUUAUCUCCAAUAUCAUGUUGGGGAUCUUUUCCCAUUUGUCUUAAAAUUAGAAUAAGAUGUGCCAAAAAUCUAAUAAACCUGUCAUCACAGCUGUCAAUCCAUUGCAAAGAAUCUUGCAUAAUGGCUCUAACAUGACCAAGCAUAAGGUGACGCUGACAAGUUUGGUAUAAAGAUUCUUUUUUACCAUCCAUCAAGGCUUUUACAGCAUUAAAGAUCUGUUGUAAUGUCAUUUCAUCAACCUGAAGCUCUGACUGUAAGAGUUCCAAAACAUCUGAUGGUGUUGUGCUAGCAUCAACUGUAGCAUGAUGUUCAUGUAAAAACUUAUCAACUCUUGCCUCAAUUUGUGCCCUUAGAUGAGCCCAGAGCAAAUCUUCCCAACUGCCUUGACAAGCUGGCAGUGUACUCGCUAGAUGACCACAUAAAACUCCAACUGUGGCUCUGUAAUGAAUAUUCUCUGCUGUAUUAUUAGCAAGGCCCAAUGAACACCACUUCCACAAAUCUCUUGAUGGAUUACCACUAAUUUCCAAGGCAGAAUUGGGUUCUUCUUGUGGUAAGUAAUGAAGUAAUAUCCAUCCUUGCAGAACAGCUCCUCUCCAUGCCUGUCCAGCAUUUAUGCAUAAGGAGACAGCAUCUUUAAACUUGCCACACCUAACUUCUGUAAAGAUGCGCUUACACAAAUCAUUAUCAUCCUUUUGAUCUUCUGAGUGUACUAUCUUCUUCUGUCUUCUUGGUGCAUCAGGAUCCAUACAAGUUACCAUUGAUUUGCUCUUCUCUGUAUUAAAUAAGCUAUUUCCAAGUAACAAUUGAUGUAAAGUGUUUCCCCAAUGAAUGUUAUUGCUAAUUAUAGGAGCUGAGGUCUUUGUGGCUUCCUCUUGGUAUGCUGCAGUAGCUUCUAGCCAAUCAACCAACAGUUGCAGCAAUCUUAACUCAGAAUCACUCCUAAACAAAGCAUUUACCAAGGUUUGCUGGGAUAAUGUAGUUUCAGUUAUCAAGCUGUCUAAGGACUCUGGGUGUUCAGUUAUAGAAUCAGCAUAUAAACAAUGAAGCAGUUUCCAUGUGUUGGCUUCUUCAGCCAGCCAAUAGUUUUGUGCAUUAUACCUGUUCCAUGGCUCGACCAGCUCCAGCGAAUCACAACAUACUUGUGCUAACCUCGCUAGCGUGUCUAAAACGUCACUCGGGCGACUUGUUUGUAUUAUUUCAAAGAACGCUUCGCUUAAGCCUUCAGCAGAGACUCCAGGAUUAACUAUUAUUGAAGAUUCAUCAAGCACUUGCCUCAAACUCGUAUCGUUGAGAUUUUUGAAUAUAGAGGUUUCGUUUAAAAUUGGUGAUAAGUUUAAAGUAUCUUCUCUUGCUAACAACUGCCUGUUUUUUCGGUUUUUCAAUGGUGUAAACUGCGUUGAAUGCAUUUGAAGACUUCUAUCGAAACUUUUCGCCAUUUCGGAUAUUAAUUUGAGUUGAAUUAGCAAUACACAAGACAGCAAAAGGUUAGCGGCUAUCUAAGCGCGCCGAACGUUGAUUACAAUUUGACAUUUGUUGGUAUUUUUGACAGCGC
This is a messenger RNA of Spodoptera exigua (beet armyworm), 3838 nucleotides long. NCBI's taxonomy places the organism in Eukaryota, Metazoa, Arthropoda, Insecta, Lepidoptera, Noctuidae. The record is from the annotation of a GenBank genome assembly.